ACAGCAAGCGUAGUAGCAGAAGUUGUUGCGCCAACAACAACAACAACAACAACAACAACAACAACAGUAGAUGUAGUUACACCAAGAACUACGCCAAAAACAACGACAACAACAGCAACAGAAAUAGAUACACCAACAACAAGAAGAGCAAAAGCGCAUGCAGUUACAACAACUCCUACUGCAAUAACGGCACCCACACGCAUACCGCAAGCGAGCAGCGCUGCUGCUGACGCCGUUGUUGUUCCAUUUUUGCGUUCCGCUUCCAUGCGCUUGCGCAGCACAAAAGGCGCAGGCGACGCUUCUGCUGCCUCUGCUGCUGCCGGCGUAAGCCACAGUACGCGCGCUCAUCUCAACGGCAGCACAACAAGCGACGGGAGCAAAACGUUCUUCGGCGGAAAAAUUGCAAAAAUCGCGCAUUAUCGCAGCUGGAGCAAUUUGGGACAACGUAAAACAGCAAAAGCGAAAGGCGCGACAGCCACUUCCCUUCUGGACGAAGCAGAGUUUCAUGCACAAUGCCUGGCCCUAACCGAGCAGCCAACUGAGCUGCAAUUCCUCGCCGAUAUGGAAGCCAAGUCGCGUAAUAUGUCUUUAAAGCUGAACGGCGGCAGUGCUGAGACAGCAGGCAACGCAGCGGUCACGUCCACGUCAACGUCCACGCCAAAGACGCCGCAAACGCCGCUCAACGGAGCUCCGUCAGCCAAUCACAAUCAUUGCAGCCGCUCGGCCAAGAGCCUCAACAGAAAAUACGACACAUUGCCAGCAACUGCAACUGCAACUGCAACUGGAUCGGCGUCAACUGGAAAGCUCUCCACAGUUCACGAGACCAAGAUCUCGCCAAAGACUCCGCCAGUGACACCGGAUUCGCCUAGCACCUAUCUGGAUGAUGAUCUAGACUCGAUGUAUUCGUUUGCGACCACCACAUCGGGUCGCUCGACCAUGUCCUGCGAGCAUCCCUAUGUGGCCAGAAAUGGCACCACGUUCAGUGGACGCAAAAUGAAGUACGUGGUGCACUGUUCGAACUAUGCGGGCCAAGUGGGCGCUGAUUACCUGACGCCCACGCAGCGAGCGCAGCGUCAGAUACGCCGGCUCAAGGAGCUGUUGAGCAUAGCACGCCAGGAUCUGGAGGCGAAGGAUACGGAAAUCCUGCGCUUGACGCGCGAGGUGGUAGAGCUGCGCCUCUUCAAGGCAUCGCUCAGUUCGCCCGAGGAGCGUUCCGCCUCCUCGGAUGCGGUAACUGUGCGCGAAGCCGAGCUGAAGACAUCUCAGGACGUCUCGCCCAUUGUGGACAUGGUGGAUGAGGCCAAGUGCAGUCCACGUCAUCUGGCGCGCCAGCAUCAGCAGUUGCAAGCGAUGCAAAUGUCCGCUGAGAUGCAGAGCUCGUAUGCUGAUUCGGGGCACUUCGAGGAUCUGACCAUGUCGUCAGUGCACUCGAAGGAUUCGCAAACGCAGUGCGAUACGCCCGAUGAGACGGCGGCCGAGGCGGAGGCGGAAGCGGCGGCAGAGGCGGAGGCAGCGGCCAGCCACUUGGAGAACUAUGAACUGCAGCGGCAGGAGCUGAUACGCAUGUACGAGCACCGCAUCGAGGAGCUGAUACGCACCCAGGACGGUGCCACGAGCGACCUGAAGCGCUCACACAACGACAAGGUCGAGGCGCUGCUGCAGAAGCUGGCCGAAUGCAACACGCGGUACUCGGACAUUGUCCCGGACUACGAGCAUGCCAAGCAGCGCAUCCGCGAGCUGGAGAAGCAGCUCGAGGAUCUGCAGCGCAAGCUGAUCGAGCACGAGGAGAAGCAGAACAAAAUGUAUCUGCACAUGUAUCAGCAGGGACAGGAGGCGGAGCGCAUUUCGCGCGCCGAUCAGGCGAUGGAUCUGGCACAGCGGCAGCCCGAUAGCAAGGUGUCGAUUAACGAGCUGCUGCACCAGCUGCAGAGCACGCAGGAUGAGCUGGAGAAUAUACGCGCAUCAGAGUGUAGAAUGAGGGAAUGCGGCAGUAAUCAUGCUCUCCUUACGGCAAAGGAGGCCAUUUCAUUGUGGGUACUUGGCGCGCGUAAGACGAUCUAUCGGCGUCUGUUGGAGGCGCAAAAGAAUCGCACCCACGUCGAUCCGGAGGUAACGCUGCAAUUCCUGAAAAGCGCCAUUUUCUAUUUUCUAACGGACAAGGAAAACUCGCAGGGCCAUCUCCAGGCAAUUGAGAGCAUUUUGGAAUUUACCAAGGAGGAGAAAUUGAAGAUAAAUCAAGCGCGAUCGCCAAAAAUUCGCAAAAUAAUGUUUCAUUUUUUUAGUGCAGCUAAAUUCAUUGUUUUACUGCUUGGCUCUUCUUUGCGUCAAAAGACGCGCUUUUGA
This is a messenger RNA of Drosophila hydei, 2343 nucleotides long. RefSeq lists its product as uncharacterized. Bases 265 to 2343 code for a protein of 692 amino acids. The record is from RefSeq and is a predicted model, not a curated record. The transcript has 8 exons. NCBI's taxonomy places the organism in Eukaryota, Metazoa, Arthropoda, Insecta, Diptera, Drosophilidae.